GGCUGAGUCCCCGGGAGGUGCUGCAGAAGCUCUGGCAGGUCACUGUGUGUUUGUGUUUUGUUUUAGCUCUUUCGCUGGCCGCAUUAUGGGAAGCUCAUUAUGGAGGAGAUGCUGGUUGUUAAAGUUUACAACUGCAGUAAAGUUUUCAGUAACAGGCUGCUCGGCACCUUGGUCAUCAGCCUUCAGCACCUGGUGACAUCUGGCCGCCUGACCCUCCGAGAGGCCCUCGUGGACAAGAACCACAGCAUCACUGGGAUCUAUGUCGAGCUGGACCUGCGCUACCAGCCUCCCGACGGCUCAGCGGGCACGUGGAUGGAGGAGGACUUUGUCUACCAGAUGAAAGACAGCACUGAGCUGAUUAUCCGCAACCCCGGCUUCGAGGAGCUGCAGCCGGCGGAGGUGAAGCGAGCCCGGGAGCUGGAGAAGAAGGCCGCAGCCCUGGGCAGGAGGCUGGUGAAGGGCCUGGAGACUGACGAGGAGGAGGAGGAGGAUUACGACGAUGAGGCCGACAUGGAGAUCCUGGGCAUCGUCUUCAGCCCUGUCAGGAGCCGGUCCAGACGCCUCUGCAAGUGGGACCUGUUUGCCACGCCUCGGCCCCAGAGCUUCCAGAUCGGGAUCAAUGUCACUGAAGCCCAGAAGCUGGUGGGGGUGAACAUUGACCCCUUUGUGGUGGUGAAGGUGGGGGAGGAGAAGAGGCAAACGGCAACGCAAAAGUCAACCAACUGCCCCUUCUACAACGAGUAUUUUGUGUUUGAAUUCCAUGAGCCCAGGGAGGUUUUAUUCCACAGACUCAUCGAGAUCUCGGUUUUUCACUCAAAGAAGAUCCCGUUCCUGGGAACACGCAUAGGAACGUUCAAAAUGGACGCGGAGACUGUGUACAGCCAGCCAGAUCACCGGUUCUUCCAGAAGUGGGCUGUUAUCAGCGACCCAAAGGACACCAGGGCAGGUGUGAAAGGGUUUGUGAAGUGCAGCAUUUCGGUCUUUGCCCGAGGCGAUCCAGUGGGCUCCCUCCCCGUGGCCCCCAGCAGCCAGAACGAGGACAUUGAAAAGAACUUGCUGCUGCCGAAAAGAGUCCCAGCCGAGAGGCCAUGGGCCAAAAUCUGCAUCAAGGUCUACCGAGCCGAGGGCCUGCCCAGCAUGAGCGCCGGCAUCAUGGGGGGCUUCUCAAAGAUUGUGGGCGAGAAGAAAGUUUUCAUUGAUCCGUACGUGCAGGUCUCGUUUGCCGGGCAACAGGGGGAGACCUCGGUGGAAAACAACACGGUGGAGCCAGAAUGGAACGAGCAAAUUAGCUUCAUCGAGAUGUUCCCCCCUCUCGCCAGAAAAAUCAAAGUGCAGGUGUUGGACGAUGCCAACAUCGGGGAUGUGGCGCUUGCGACGCACUUCAUUGACCUGCAGCAGAUCUCUGACCCUGGGAGGAAUGGCUUUAACCCCACCUUCGGGCCGACCUGGGUGCACCUGUACGGCUCGCCCCAGAACUCGGCUCUGCGUGACGUGCACAAGGAUCUGAACCAGGGCCUGGGCGAGGGCAUCUUCUACCGCGGCCGCAUCCUCCUGGCCAUCGCGGUGGAGCUGUUCAGCAGCCCCGGCGCCGUGGACAGCAGGCGCAGGGAGGUGCUGAGGGGCGCCCUGAGCAGGCUGACUCUCAAGAAGAAGAGUAAGAAGUCCAAGGAGAAGUCCAAGGCGCGGCCCAAGGAGCAGAGCCAGCGGCAAGGGAACGCCCUGGGAGGGAAGGAAGAAUUCCUCCUCUUCGCUGCCUUCUUUGAGGUGACCAUGAUGGACCCCUCCGUAGGCUCCAAGCCCGUCCAUUUUGAGAUCUCCAUCGGGAACUGUGGGAAAGCGGAAGAGGUUGUGACCAAGAUGCCCAAGAAAGGGGAGAGAGGAGACGGGCCCGAAGACAAACGGCCUUUGCUGGACCCCAGCUCGGACGACGAGCGGGACACUGAGGUGGGGGCCCCCGGCCCCACGGCGCAGAACAGAUCUGUGACGGAAAGCCAACGGCCAGAGCCCACGGAAUACGACAGUUCUUACAGCUGCCUGCCCCUGCUGCACGAGAAGCCCUGCGUGUACGUCUGGAGCUCCUGGGAAGAUCACACUUGGCGGCUCUACAAUUCCAACUGGAUUGUCAAGCUGGCGGAACGCCUGGACCGCGGGCUGGACGACGUGGAGAUGCUCCUGAGGAGGCCCAAGUCCAAAGCAGAAGACAGACUCAAGCAGGUGCUGGAGGAGCUUGUCGCUGGCUGCCGGUCACCCCAGUGCACGCUCCCCGACGUCCUGCUCUGGAUGUUCAGUAACAACAAGCGAGUGGCGUACACGCGGAUCCCUGCCCAGCACGUCCUCUACUCGGUGGUGGAGGAGGAGAAAGGCAAGGACUGCGCGAAGAUCCAGACUGUCUUUCUGAAGGUCCCAGGCUCGCGCCCUGGAGAGAUCUUUGCAAAACUGGAGAUCUACCUGUGGCUGGGGGUGACCAAGUACGUGAAGAACAGCACGGCGGAGCUGCCCGAGGAGUUCAAGCCCGUCCUGCCCGGAGUCCCAGGCUCGCGCCCUGGAGAGAUCUUUGCAAAACUGGAGAUCUACCUGUGGCUGGGGGUGACCAAGUACGUGAAGAACAGCACGGCGGAGCUGCCCGAGGAGUUCAAGCCCGUCUAUGAGCAGGGCCAGGCGACGGCCCGGCUCCCAGCACAUCUGCCGCCCAGCCGGCUCAGCAGGGACGGUGAGCACAGGCCACCCUCAUUGCACCCGCCACUCGACCGCCCAUGGGUGGCUAAAGAGCUGGCUGCUGCCCAGGGAGCCCUCGUGGCCAUCGCCCAAAGGUCCCGGCGAUGCCCAGGCGGCACUGGGGGAGGGGUGCGCCGUGGUCCCGCUCGCCCUCGCACUGGUUCCGUCCCGGCCGUUGGGCCGAGCUGCAGGAGACCAGGAGCUGCAUUCACCUGGCCGCUCUCCGCGCAGACCCUGGAGGAAACGCUGAGCCCCUUGUGGAACGAGCUGCUUGUGUACGACCAGCUGGUGAUUGAUGGGAAGCGAGAGGAGCUGAAGACAGAGACCCCGGUCGUCGUCAUCAACAUCUUUGACCACAAUAAAUUCGGCUCCCCAGAGUUCCUUGGCCGGGCCUUCGCCGUGCCGCAGGUGAAGCUGGUGGAUGAACCAUACCGCAAACCAGCCCUGCAGUUUUUUGACAUUUACAAAGGACCCAGAGCAGCAGGGGAAUUAAUUGCCACCUUUGAGCUGAUCGAGCUGGAUUACAGUGGCUACUUGGAGCCCUCAGUGCCCAAAGAUGUGGAGCCCCAGGAGCCAGACUUCCUGGAGGACCCCCGUGCUGGACGCUUCAUUAUCCCGGAGGGAAUCCGGCCCAUCCUCAAAGAAUUCCGCAU
Molecule: messenger RNA, 3368 nt
Organism: Pelodiscus sinensis (Chinese soft-shelled turtle)
Lineage: Eukaryota; Metazoa; Chordata; Testudines; Trionychidae
Source: RefSeq, a predicted model, not a curated record